Molecule: messenger RNA, 2779 nt
Organism: Rhineura floridana
Lineage: Eukaryota; Metazoa; Chordata; Lepidosauria; Squamata; Rhineuridae
Exons: 6
Coding region: 286-2568 (760 amino acids)
Source: RefSeq, a predicted model, not a curated record
AGGCAUUAGCAAUUAGUUCUUUGCUGGGCUGUUUUUCAGAUGCAGCAGCAGCAUGGAUCUUUGGUUUGGGGCCAAAUACAGCAAGGGGAGAAAUGAUUUAGCUUUGUAGGGUUUGUGGUUAAGGAUUAAAAAGCUAUUUGUCAAUGGGGAUUCCUGGUUUAUAAAAGAGUGUAGAAAGAUGGUGAGAUCUUAAGAUAGUGGAUUCUUGGUUGAGGUUGGUCUGUUGUUAGAAGGGCUUUCUGUAGGUUGUUUUGGUGGUCUCUUGGAUCCUGAAGAGCCUAGAAAAUGAAAACUUCCUCAGAAAGCGGACCCUAUUCCACAAACCAAAGACCGUUUUUUUAUGCACAACCGACAGCACAACAACCAUUCCCAAAUCCAUGGUUUCUUGGCCCAAUGUACAACCCAUAUGGCAUGCCUACAGCAGGCUUAAGAAGUGGGAAUCCAUAUUUCCCGUUUUAUUCUGUUCCUAUCCAAGAGUACCCUGGAUAUCUUGUUCCACAACAUCCCAUGCAGAUGAGAGUUAACAGAAGACCUUAUUUUAACGGUCCUCCACCCUCAUCACCCAUGUUUUAUCAAGCCACACGCUUCAGGCAUUAUAACCCUGGGAAACGAACAGAGACCAAAGAAACUCAGACUGAUCCUAAACAGCCUGAAAGUAAACCAAAGAAAUAUCAGGAUCAUAGUAUAGAAACGAAAGGCUGUGAUACUGGAAACAUAGCCUGUGUCUCAUCUGGUGUUUGUAAAGGUACUGAAAUCUCAUUGGAAAAGCCAGAGAGCUCUGUAUCUCCUGUAUCAGACAGAGACUUUGCCAAGAGCUCUUCAGGUUCUGUACAAUUCCGAAGCCUUCCCCCACCAGGCUAUGCUUUUGAGAAAGAGGAAGUAAGAAUAGAGUAUGGGAAUGGUGGUGCCCCUGCCAUUCAGCUAUGGAAGUCCUUCAAAGAAACAAUCCCUCUUUAUGAUGUGGCAAAGAAACCAGUGGCAGAAAAUGUAAUGCAAAGAGAUAUGUUUGCUCUGAGCUCUUGUGAAGGAGUUGUAUAUGGGCCUCAUGAGCAGGCUGAGUUGGUGCCAAGUAUUUCUUAUUCAGAGGAGCAAAAGACUGUUGAAGAUGUGCAGGAGAAAGAGCUUCAAUAUAAAGCAAAGCUGGAACUGGAAAAACAAGGAGUUACUAGCCAUAGAGCAAAGUCUCCUCUAGACGAGGCCAGAGCAGUGCAGCUGGCUGAACCCACCAGACCUGACCUGUUAGGAGCAAGGCAAGAUGUUCUGAUGCCCAAAAGAUCUUCUGGCUUGAAGAGGUCCAAUGGUUCAAAAGCUCCUCAAGAUGUGUCCAACCUUGUUCGUCAAAGGGAAUUGUUUCCAUCUGGCAUGGAGAUAAGGAAUGAUUCGUAUUUCCCUCAGAAGUUGAAUGAAAACAAUAAUGCAACUGAUGGACAUCUGCCAGGCUUAGAAACAAGCUUGUGGUGUGAUGAGUCACAGAAAUACAUUCCUUCUGAGAGUUGGUUGGCAUGUUUGGAUAACAUGGAUGCUAACUACAAUUACAAUAUGUAUCUGUCCCAAAGGAAGCGUCCAAGUGUACUCAGUCUAACCUCUGACGAGAUGUCUUCUGUGGAUGAAGGCUCAUCGACUGACAAUGUACCAGUAUCUUAUUUUGCCCCCGACUACAUGCUUCAGAAUAUGUGUACCUUCAAGAAACACACAGAAGGUUUGGAGAGGGAGAAAAUAAAAAGUGGAGGUUCCCUCAAUGAAGAUGAGGAAGUGGGGGGGAUUGAACAGGCCAAUAUUAGCCACAGCCAGAACUUUAAAGGCUGCUCAAGGGUCAAGAUUAAAGAGAUUUCCAGUCAAAGCAGCAAGCUGGGCAUUCUCCCUAGGUCUUCCAGCAGAAAGCAGCUCUACUCUCUGAAGAAAAAAGCUACGAAGAGUUUGUCUCUGUCAGAACCAGAUGAUUCCGAAGAAUACUGGGUGAAGGAACUGGAGGAGGAGGAAGAGGAGGAGGAGGAAGAGGAAUACUUGAAUCAAGAAAGUUCAAAAAAACCCUUAACCCCUACCAAAAGUGGCCUUUCCAGGCAGACUGGUCAGCAGGUGAUUUGGAGAAUACCAAAACAUGCAGUGCCAGCACACCUCAUUAGUUGGCCUGUACAAGAAAAAUUAAAAACAGCUCCUAAACUGAAGAAGGAUCAAGAACAAGAUGAGGAUCUCGAUGGUGACUACAGCUUUUGGCUGCAGAGGCCUACAGCACAACCAUUAGAAGUACUAGAGCUGCGAAGAAAUUCACAAAAGUGUUCAGGAAGGCUACAAAAGGAAGGUGGAAGGAUUGCAGCUGAUGAAUACUGGAUAAAAAGUGGUGCUAGGCCCAAGUUUGCUAGCCUGGUGCAUGGUGGCCUCUUGCCCACAACCAGAAACGGAGAGAAAGGUGACUUGCCUAUAGAUAUGCCAAAGAAGAAAGGAGCACGUAAGCCUCCACACAAACGUAGAGACACAAGACAUGAUGUAGAAGUUGAAGAAUGGGAGAAGCCUAAAACCACCCAGCACAAGGGGCGCCCAGCAAAGAGAUCUCUCUAUAGAAGAAGAUAAUUAUAACUGAAGUGCAAACAUUUCCCAGUAUCAUUCAGAUGAGUCAUAAGCAAACUUUUGCAAGUGGAUCAGAUAUUAAAGUUGCACUCUCAAGAUUUCUGAGUACACGUAUGAAAAAUGUAUAAAAAAGUGGACACCAAAAUGAAGGCACUUGAUAUUGUAAAUAACACAAACAAUAUUUAAAUAAAAAUAAAGAUUAAGAUUGCACUUA